CAGGCAAGCUUUGUGAACAUUUCUUGAGACUGACUAGAGAUUGAACGACGAGUCCAGCACGACGUCCUUGAGUGCCUGGCACGUCUUUAGGACGUCAGCCAACACGGAGACUGAGUGCUUCAACUUGAUUCCAUUAGACACUAGAUUCCAUGAGUGCUGAGCAACAAAACUAAGUUUCACCAUGGAGACCGAGACUGAUUUUGAUAUUCUCACCUUUUUGGAAGGAUGCAGCCAAGAUAUGAUUCCCAUGGAUUCGAGCGGUGGGCCCAAUGUUCUCAGUGAGAACGACAUCAUGGAUAUCCUUGGGGAUGUGGAAUUUGAUGCUGACCCAUCGUUGAGCCCAUCCAAUCGACCUAAUACCCAAAUAUGCCCUAUUUGCGGACGUCCAGCCGGAAAACACUUGUAUUAUGGAUCACAAGUGUGCGUGAGUUGCCGUGGAUUUUUCCGAAGAACUGUCCAGAACAAUCACCAAACCAUUUUCCAAUGCAUAGGGGAUCUCAAUUGUGUUAUCGACUCUACCUCUCGGAAAAGUUGCAAGUUUUGCCGAUAUCAAAAGUGCCUGGACGCGGGAAUGAAUCCGGCAUAUGUGCUAUCGCCAGCAGAAAGGAAGGAUCGAAUUUUGCGACAAUACCAAUCUAAAAGUGGGACCACGCGGAUUUUACCUCGACUCAAGCUCCAACGAGAUUUGUCCAUGGUCUACACUCAAGAAGAGGAGUUGUAUCACAAGAAGGAAUACAAGUCAUUCAUGACUACUGCGUGCUCAAAGUGUCUCGACUUCUUCGUCAACCGUUUGGAUGACUACAAAACCUAUCAUGAGAGUAUCAUCUAUAAUAUACCUCUCACGCCUGAAAAAAUGAAACUAAUGAUGAAAUUGGACGAGGUGAUCAUCACCGCACAUUGUUUAGAACUCAGCGAUGGCCACGAACUGUCCUCUUAUGAUCGAAUGACUUUGAUCAAGAACAAUUUUUCUGCUUUAUACGGCCUUGUCUGGGCUGGUUAUGGGCAAGAUUAUUGUACAAUUGAGUAUUACACUACCUUUUUAGAUUUCACUCAGAGAAGAGCUUCGACUGAUGAAAAUUAUCGCCUUUUGGCCAAUUUGGCGGAGGAGUUGUUACCCUUAAUAAUAAAGGGUGCCUUUGGCAAUCUUAAUGGUCUUUUUCCCGCCAACGACCUUUGUCAAGAACUCAACGUAGGUGCAACCUUCAAGCAAGAAACGAGCAAAGUGCAAAAUUGGUCAGCUCCAUAUGGAUUAGACAACGGGCCCGACCACAAUAUCAUCCUAAUAUUCUACAAAAUUAUCUUGUUUGGGACCGACUUUCCGGAUCGAUUGGACGAACCAACCAAAAUUGAAGCCAUCCGAGACAAAUAUUUGUGGCAACUCCACCGGUACAUCAAAAAUCAGUCUGGCAAGAAGACCUACACCCUUCUCCACGAGACUGCUAUGAUAAUUUUGAGUAUAAAAUCGAUUUCAACAGUUCUAGAGAAUGCAAUGAAAUAGCAGACCAUUAGACAUUAUUUUUCCGUG
Messenger RNA from Tigriopus californicus, 1525 nucleotides. RefSeq names its product glucocorticoid receptor-like. The record is from RefSeq and is a predicted model, not a curated record. Gene Ontology annotation, biological process: negative regulation of transcription by RNA polymerase II; cell differentiation; hormone-mediated signaling pathway. The transcript has a single exon. Bases 182 to 1498 code for a protein of 438 amino acids. NCBI's taxonomy places the organism in Eukaryota, Metazoa, Arthropoda, Copepoda, Harpacticoida, Harpacticidae. Gene Ontology annotation, molecular function: RNA polymerase II cis-regulatory region sequence-specific DNA binding; zinc ion binding; nuclear receptor activity.